Messenger RNA from Emericellopsis atlantica, 1720 nucleotides. RefSeq names its product WD40-repeat-containing domain protein. The record is from RefSeq and is a predicted model, not a curated record. Lineage: Eukaryota; Fungi; Ascomycota; Sordariomycetes; Hypocreales; Bionectriaceae. The transcript is spliced from 3 exons. Gene Ontology annotation, cellular component: nuclear pore. The coding region runs from base 433 to 1515 and encodes 360 amino acids. Gene Ontology annotation, biological process: transcription-dependent tethering of RNA polymerase II gene DNA at nuclear periphery; RNA export from nucleus. Gene Ontology annotation, molecular function: ubiquitin binding; RNA binding.
GAUGGUGUGGAUCACGUGAUCGCGAAAUGAAGAGCAUUGGGCACCUGAGGUAGUCACUCAAUCCAAUUGCAACAAAUGUUUGUGAUAUCCAACGUGAAGUGCUUGCUGUAAGUGUCGCUUUUCGCAGGACAUUGAUGCUCUGCAGCCUGCAGGCAACGGAUGGGCGUAGGUGCCUAAAUUAGUGCAGGGCCUAAUUCUGUCGCUACAAUAUUUCCCAGCCGCCAAGCCUCGCGCAGCUUCAACUCUUUUUGAGCUCCAGCCUUGCUGUGCCUGACCUCAUCGGAAACCAUCUCCUUCGUGAUCAAAACUACUCGCCUGUCUUUAUCGAUCUUUCUCGAGUCGCCCACUAGCCGACGUCAGUCGAGUCACCCCCGGGCGCCUUUGCGUCUACAACCACCGAACCAUCUCGAGACCGAUUACAAAACGACGACAAUGUCGGGCCUCUUUGGCGGCGGAUCCACCACAUCGGCUGCGGCCAGCAACCAGACGCAGGGCGAUCUCAAGAGCGAUGUGCCUCUCAGCAACCCGCCGACCGACUCUAUAUCCGACCUCGCCUUCAACCCGGGGCAGAACCAGUCCGACUUUCUCGCCGUGGCCUCGUGGGACAACAAGGUGCGAAUCUACGAGAUCAACGGCCAGGGACAGUCAGAAGGACGGUAUCAGUAUGAACACUCGCAGCCCGUGCUCAACGUCGACUUUUCACGCGAUGGCACCAAGAUUGUGAGCGCGGGCGCGGACAAGAGCGUCAAGGUCUGCGACCUCGCGUCCCAGCAGGAGAUUGUGGCGGGGACGCACGACCAGCCCGUCCGCACGGCGCGCUUCUUCGAGGCGGGCGGCAACCCCAUGGUCGUGUCCGGGUCGUGGGACAAGACGGUCAAGUACUGGGACAUGCGGCAGCAGGGGCCUGCGGCGACGGUGCAGUGCCAGGACCGGGUGUACGCCAUGGACGUCAAGGGAGACCUGUGCGUGGUCGGCACGGCCGACCGCUACAUCAACGUCAUCGACCUCAAAAACCCGCAGAAGAUUUACAAGUCGAUACAGAGCCCGCUCAAGUGGCAGACGCGGGUGGUGAGCUGCUUCACCGACUCGGCGGGCUAUGCUAUUGGCAGCAUCGAGGGUCGGUGCGCGAUUCAGUACGUCGAGGACAAGGACGCCAGCUCCAACUUCUCGUUCAAGUGCCACAGAGACCCCGCCGUGAACAACACCGUCAACGUCCACGCCGUCAACGACAUCUCCUUCCACCCCGUGCACGGCACCUUCAGCACCGCCGGUUCCGACGGCACCUUCCACUUCUGGGACAAGGAUGCCAAGCACAGGCUCAAGGGGUAUCCGAACGUGGGCGGAUCCAUCACGGCCACGGCGUUCAACAAGACUGGUUCCAUUUUUGCCUACGCCAUUAGUUAUGACUGGAGCAAGGGGUACCAGAACAACACGUCGAGCUAUCCUACGAAGGUCAUGCUGCACCCGAUACAGGGAGACGAGUGCAAGCCAAGGCCAUCCAUGAAGAAACGGUAGAGAGGCCCAGCUGAGCAAGGAGAGGGAGGACGAUGUGGACUCGACGGCAGGGAAGGGAACAACAGGCUGAACGACGAGAUAUGCCACAGGAUGGAGCAGCGCGGCAAGGUUCGGUACAUUACGAAUAGCAAAAUGCGCCGGUCACUGGUGUGGAGAAUUGAGUGCGUAGUGGUGGGCACGGUCUCGCCGUCCCAAGAUAAGGCAA